This is a messenger RNA of Phragmites australis (common reed), 411 nucleotides long. RefSeq names its product beta-glucuronosyltransferase GlcAT14A-like. Lineage: Eukaryota; Viridiplantae; Streptophyta; Magnoliopsida; Poales; Poaceae. The coding region runs from base 1 to 411 and encodes 136 amino acids. The record is from RefSeq and is a predicted model, not a curated record. Gene Ontology annotation, molecular function: glucuronosyltransferase activity. The transcript has a single exon.
AUGGAAUUCUACUUCCAGACUCUUAUCUGCAACUCUUGCUACUUCCGAAACACAAUUGUCAAUGGCGACCUGCGGUACUUUGUCUGGGAUGAUACUCCAGGCCUUGAUCCACUUGUUCUGGACGAAUCACAUUUUGAGAACAUGGUAAACAACAGUGCCACCUUUGCGAGGAGGUUCGAGGAGGAUGCACCAGUGCUGAAGAAGCUGGAUGACGAGCUGCUAAACCGGUCUUCGGUCCAGUUAGUUCCGGGCGUAUGGUGUCCAAACUUGGGUAAAGAGCAGGGGGGAAUUGUCAGGAUUGCUGAAAACCGAAUGUUCAGACACAGUUCUUUAGAGGCGGUGGCAGAAAAGAAGACAGGAAUUGGGAGCAUACCGAUUAGAGUUAUGAUGAUUGUGCGGCCACAAGACUAA